This is a messenger RNA of Lactuca saligna, 924 nucleotides long. NCBI's taxonomy places the organism in Eukaryota, Viridiplantae, Streptophyta, Magnoliopsida, Asterales, Asteraceae. The record is from the annotation of a GenBank genome assembly.
AUGUCAAACUUUUACAACUAUGGUUUGCCACGUGGCAAAAUAUCAAUGCAUUUUACUAAUAAAUUUCCCGCUCAUAUAUCCUCUUCUUUGAUUGAUUUAAUGAAAUUGCUAUCAGCUAUUGCCUUAUCCCCUACCCCAAUCGUUCAGACCUUCACAAAUCGCAAAACGCAAAUCGCCAUUCGCCAGCAUCUCCUCCGCUGCUCCACAUACCGGUUGUCGCCUGCCGGUGCACUAUCUGUGCUCGUCGCCGCUGCUCCACCAUCCUUAAUCGCCACCAUUCAUAAUCGUCGGCCUCUACUUCAUCGAUGGUUGCUGAGUAAGAACGGAGAACGACACAUACAUACGAUUGAAGUUGUACUUUCGAUUUCCAGCUUUCAGUUCCUUUUGUGUCUUACAGUAAUAGUCGAUGUGUAUGUAAGUGAUAGUCUCGCUUACACCCGACGAUACAAGUGUCUUUUUGUUAAGCGUGGGCACGCGUGUUUCCUGUUGCCCACAACGACGCAACCUCUUUUUCCCCUCCGAACCAUCAACGACGCCUCUCCUCCACUCCACACUGCUACAACUCCGAUCCCCUCUCCUGACGCCGCCGUCGGAUUCGCCUGUGGCGCCUUCGUCCCCUGCUCCAGCUGCAUCGCCUCCGGCAUCAUCUCCGGGUUUUCCCUUAAUAUUUCAGCCCCACUUUCCCUCUUCUUUUUCAAUACACACGACGUUCCCUCACCCACUCCAUCUUCGGAACCAGCCGGCCGGAUCUUACGCCAGUGCCGUCAUCGCCGAAGCCUUCCAGGUCCCUCGUCGACAACUCAACUUUUGGGAGAAUCGGGUGUUAAUUUGUUAGAGAUUCAAAAGAUAAACCUAAAUGAUUUGCUAGAGAUUCAAAAGCCUAGCUUCUUUCAAUAUACACUGAAAAAUUAUAAUCUGAAUUGA